ACUCAACUCUUAUUAUUUUCAAACAUGAUGGCUUCAUCAGAAAAUCAGAUUCAUGGAAACAUUGACAAUUCAGUGAGUAAACAAUCUGAAACAGAAGCCACCAUUGAAAUUUCAGAUUCAAUGGACACAAGUGAAAAUGUUUCUGAUUUUAAAUUGCCUCAAGCCUUAGAAAAAGUGCUUGCUCUCAAAACUGUAAGAGCACAAGAAUUAGGAAUCGAUCCUGACACUGUGCUAUCUCCAAAUGCAGAGAGAACUCAAGUUUCUAAAGCACCUGUGGUAAAUUUGGUAUCAGUGGACGAUGAGGAUUAUGUGGAGGAGGAGGAGGUUGCUUCUCAAAAGCAGAAAGAUUCUAAGAUCAAACGACGCAAGAAAAAGAAAAAGAAGAGACAAAUUAAAAGUCAAAAUCCAAUGUUAAAAUUUCAAGAUAAGCAUUCGCAGAGAGACUCUGUUGUUGAUGUCGAUAUAGAGUAUGUUAUAGAGGUAAUCGAUACUUCUGAUCCAUUAUAUCACCAGUUUAUGAAAAUAUUUGAGAAGUUCAAACUAACUGAAGGCGAAAAAGAAAACGAAGUUGGUGCAGACGCUGGGAAAAAUACAUUAAACGAAGAAAUGUUUAUUCCUAUGGCUAUAAGAAGGAAACCAGUGGAGUUAGGUGAUGAUAAUGAGAAAGAUGACAAACUUGAAGAAAAAAAGCCAAAGCUUUCUAAAAGAAAACUUAAAAAGUUAAGCCGGAUGUCUGUCGCUGAGCUUAAGCAAAAAGUGAAUCGCCCAGAAUUGGUUGAAAUUCAUGACGUCACAGCUAAAGACCCUGUUCUUUUACUACAUUUAAAAGCGUCUCGUAAUACUGUGCCAGUUCCUCGUCAUUGGUGCUUCAAAUGUAAAUAUUUACAGGGAAAGCGUGGUAUCGAAAAACCUGCGUUUGAAUUACCAGACUUUAUUAAGCGAACCGGCAUAAUGGAGACCAGGCAAGCCCUGCAGGAAAAAUAUCAAAAAACCAUGAAGGCUAAAGUGAGGGAAAGAGUACGACCGAAAUUAGGCAAAAUCGACAUGGAUUAUCAAAAGCUUCACGAUGCCUUUUUUAAAUGGCAGACAAAGCGGAAAAUGACUAUUCACGGGGACUUGUACUACGAGGGAAAAGAAUUUGAGACUAGAUUGAGAGAGAAAAAACCUGGCGAUUUAAGUGAAGAUCUGCGGACUGCUUUAGGAAUGCCCACCGGACCACAUUUGAACAAAUGCCCCCCACCGUGGUUAAUUGCUAUGCAGCGUUAUGGACCCCCUCCUUCUUACCCUUACUUGAAAAUUCCCGGACUUACCGCACCUAUCCCUGACGGUUGCUCCUUUGGUUACCACGCAGGCGGUUGGGGUAAGCCGCCUAUUGACGGGACUGGCCGGCUUCUCUACGGCGAUGUGUUUGGUACACAGAUAUUAGACAACCAAUCUCACAUUGAAAAGGAAGAAAUUGAUCACACUCUGUGGGGCGAACUCAAAACAGAGUCUUCAGAAGAAGACGAAGAGGAGGAAGAAAAUGAGUACGAGGAAGAUGAGACUAGAUUAGUCACUCCAGCUGAAGGGCUUAUCACCCCUAAUGGAUUUAGCUCGAUUCCAGCUGGAAUGGAAACACCCGAUAUGAUUGAAUUUCGUAAGAGGAAAGUUGAAGUGGAAUCGGAGGGCGGUGAAGCGCCUACUCUUUAUACUAUAUUACCAGAGAAGAAAACUGAGCGUGUUGGUGCGGCUAUGAUGGGGUCCACCCAUACUUAUGAGGUAGCCGCAGAGAUUCCGGGUUGUAAGCUGAAAGCAUCUGGUACUGAGUCUUUUCCACCCCAAGGUAUUGAAGUAGCUUUAGAUCCAAGUGAAUUGGAAAUGGACACCAUUGCUAUGGCUGCAAGGUAUGAACAGACGAUGAGAGAACAACAGACGCAGUUGGAAGAAGAAGAUUUGAGCGACAUGGUGGCUGAACACGCUGCACUUCAGAAAAGCAAGCGUAAGAAGCAACAACUUGAUAGUGCAAAACCUCCCAAAAAAUGCAAAGAAUUCAAAUUUUGAGUUUCAUGUGGUUUGGAAGAUAACAUAACCCUUUGUACAUAAGUUCUUCAUAUUUCUUUAGGAAACAAAUCAUUGGGUAAUUUAAAGGGCAAAGAAUAGUUAAGCACUGUUGCCGCUCCACAGGGAAUUUAAAAAUCAACCAAAAUUGUUGGGAAUUUUGAGUUUUUCUUUAGAAACUGCGAAAAUGCAGGAAAUUUUGUUUUUUAUUUUCAUCUUUUAAAAAAUUGUGAUCACUCAAAGCGUGAUCUACCCAGUGUAUCUAUGCACUUGAAAAGUUAUGAAUUUCGGUAUUGAACAAAAUUUGUCAUGAAGUAUCAUGGUUGUAACUAUUUUUUUUUAAAAAAAUCAGAGAGUCAUUGAUUUAGGUUGCCGAAAAAUCUAAUUUUAAAAUGGAAUUCCCCCCCCCCCCAAUUUCACAGUGUUCUGAAUAUCUAAGUUUAUAACUAAAUCCCCACUAACAGUCAUAUUUUAUUAAAAUAUAAAAAGUUUUUAUCAUAUUCUUUGAAAAUUAUGAUGUUCUUUCAAAAAAUGAAAGAAAAAGCAUCUCUCGAGCGAAUUAUCUUUUAAACUUCUGUGAUCUCAGAAUUUUUUUAUUUUAUCAAUUUAAUAUUCUAGUUAAGGCUUUUUAUAUUACACUUACUGUAAUGAGGAAAUAAAACAGUUUUAAAUAACUACAUAUAUUUGAUAGCAUUUAGUUAUUUGCUUUUGUAUUUUUUUUCCAGCCAUUUUAUUGCUUUAACUCUUUCUUUAUUCUGUUUUUUAAGUUUAAAAUUAAUAAAUAGGAAGAUGUAGAGUAUAACAGUUUUGGUUAUAACUAUCAUUUCAAUUAAUGUUAUAAUGCUUUUUUAAAUUUAUUGUGUUUUUGUGGAGUAAAUAGUAACUUUGUUAGGUCGUGAAAAAUUCUUGGAAUUAAUCAUGAAUGUGAAAAUAUAGCAGAUACCCUGUAUAGAAUAGAGAUAAUAGUUCAACUUCCUGUGAAGUUUGCAGGUAGAGCAUCGUCAUUUCAUUUUGAAAACUCUGUGGGGGGGAAAAAGGUUGCUAUAAUAGGGCAUAAGUGACCGGUUAGACUUAUUAUAGCGCACCAUCUGAUCCUAUCUCAACCCGGCAUGGGUAGAAAAAGUGUUGUUACAAACAGAGUGGGAAGUGAAUUCUUCUAUUAUGUCACAAUAGCAAUCCAUGAGAGGGUGCCGUUGGAAGUCGAAAUGCUUCAUUAACCCUAGAUUUAUCGUUUGGGGGGGGGGAAUUAAAAUAAAUUUUUAAAGAGGCAAGGAGAAGAAUCUUAUAACUUGCUUUUCUAAAAGUAUUUUGUGAAACUAAUGUUUUUCCUCAAGUUGAAUUUGUGAAGGUACUGCUAAAUGGUAGUAAAUUUACCCUGGACAGAUCCUGGAAAUGUUCAGUUUAUUUAUAUUCAGAAAUCUCUUUAAAUUAAUUAUAACUAUCUUUGAUGAAUUAGAUACCUAUUAAGAUUCGAAAUUAUGUGUAAACAUUAUACAUAGCAUUUCAAGUAUGUUUAAUGUUAAUCAUAAGAGGCAAAUAUUGCAGUUUUUCUAUUUUAAUGACUAUAAGAAUACCUAAAAUUCCCUAUGCGUAUAAUACUUAGUACAUUAUGCAACAAUUAUCAUGAAAUUUAUAUUAUUUUGUAAAAUCUGCUGGAUUUUUACUUGCAUACCAAGUUUAAUCCCAAAAUAAAUUUCCCAAGUCAAUCCUUAUAAAGUGUUGAAUUGAAUUAAGGUAAUUGUGUAUGUAUACAUACACACACAUGUAAGUGUUUAGCAAUAUUGUUUGUCAUUUUUAUUCCAGUAAAUGUGCCAUUACUGUUUACACUCAUAGUUUGAUUAUUUUGGUACUUUUAUGCAGUCAAUUAUUUCUUUUUCUGAGCACAUUUGUUUUCCUGUAAUCAGUGUUAUCUUAAUAAAUAAUUCAAUUUUCAUUUAAGGAAUUAA
Molecule: messenger RNA, 3983 nt
Organism: Parasteatoda tepidariorum (common house spider)
Lineage: Eukaryota; Metazoa; Arthropoda; Arachnida; Araneae; Theridiidae
Source: RefSeq, a predicted model, not a curated record